AUGAGUUCCUAUUUUGUGAAUCCCACUUUCCCGGGGAGCUUGCCCAAUGGCGAGUCUUCUUUCCUGGGGCAGCUCCCCCUCUACCCAGGGGGCUACGAGGCCGCUCUAAGGCACUUCCCGGGCUCCUAUGGGGCCCGCAGCUUGCCGGACAAGACCUCCUCACCUUGCUUCUCCAAACAGUCCCAAACGGUCAUCGCCUGCAACCGGGCUUCCUAUGACUAUGGCGCCUCUUGCUUCUAUGCAGAGAAGGACCUGGGUGGGGGAGCCCUCUUGCCUCCGGGGCAACCAAGCCAAGGGGCAACCACCUUGGACUACCUGCCCUGCUUUGCCAGCUCUGACCGCAGUACAAGCCCGAGAGCGGGCGGCCAAAGCCUAAGCGAGGAAGGCAGCGACCGGAAGUACUCCAGCCCUGUUUAUCCCUGGAUGCAGAUGAACUCGUGUGCUGGUACAAUAUAUGGAUCCCACGGGAGACGGGGCAGACAGACCUACACCAGAUACCAAACCUUAGAAUUAGAGAAGGAAUUCCAUUACAACCGAUACUUAACCAGGAGGCGACGGAUUGAGAUCGCAAACGCCCUCUGCCUUACUGAACGACAGAUUAAGAUCUGGUUCCAAAACAGGCGGAUGAAGUGGAAAAAAGAAAGCAAAUUGAUCAAUUCCACCCAACCCGGCGAAGAAGAAUCAGAGGAAAAGCCAGGGGAGUAAAAAUAAUGCUUAAUAAAAGUC
Sceloporus undulatus (fence lizard) is the source of this 726-nucleotide messenger RNA. RefSeq names its product homeobox A6 (gene HOXA6). The record is from RefSeq and is a predicted model, not a curated record. Gene Ontology annotation, molecular function: RNA polymerase II cis-regulatory region sequence-specific DNA binding; DNA-binding transcription factor activity, RNA polymerase II-specific. Gene Ontology annotation, cellular component: nucleus. Gene Ontology annotation, biological process: anterior/posterior pattern specification; regulation of transcription by RNA polymerase II. NCBI's taxonomy places the organism in Eukaryota, Metazoa, Chordata, Lepidosauria, Squamata, Phrynosomatidae.